UUGAAACUAUAAUCAUAAAUUGAUAAAGCACACUAAAAAUAUUUCUGCCUAGAUAUUUCGCCAAUAUAACAGCAAUAAUAAAACAAAUCUUUUGUUUCAGCCCAGAGGAUAACAACAAUUCAGUUAGAUGGCGUCCAAUACUUUAUCUCGAGGAUGAAUCCCUAUAGCCCGGAGCUCAACUACUUCCUAGCUUAUCAGUAUUGCAGAUCGUUGGGCCUCCAACUGGCGUCGUUCGAAACGAAAGAGAAGGCAGACUCCAUCACGACAUAUCUAACUAAUGCAGGCUACAAUAAAUAUGACUUUUGGACGUCAGGCAACAAUCUUGGCACAGAUAUGUAUCUGUGGAUGAGCACAGGGCUACCGUUUAAUGCAACCUUCAAUUACAUGAGACGCGUUGCUAUGGAUGCGCCCGCGAUGCAUCCAGACGACAGCAUCGACCCACUAGAUGUGCCCCAGGGUAGCACAGCGCCGCAACGCACCGCUAGGCAUGGAACUGAGCACGUGAUGACCAACGGUUGCGUGGCAUUAAAAGCGCCCACCUUCCAUUGGGAGCCGCAGCACUGUGGCGAGAUCAAGGACUUCAUCUGCGAACAGACACGCUGCUACUACUACAAUUACGGCUCCAUCCCCGUCUCCUCCGCGCAGGGAAAGCCGCUAUCGCUGACGACAACAACCACCGCGCACCCGCUCACUUCGUCGUCACCGCCGCCACCGAUCAACGAGCACCUACCUACCCACUUUACUCUCAAUGACCUUAUUGGAAAAAUGCGUCCCUCGUCCCUCGACGGUUUGGAGUCUCCUCAUCUAAAGUCAGGAGCACUGCUCAAAUCACCUCCACAGAUUGAUUCACACUACUCGCGGGCAUCAGAUGCUCACGCUCGUGAUCACGAGGAGAAGGAAGAGCCUACACAGGGUCCGUAUGAGGACGACGAGGGAAUGGUCGGCGAUGAUCCCGCAGCUUACUUGGCUAAGGAGGCUCGCGCGGCUCCCGCUGAGGACAUACCGUCUACUGCCGAACCGGACGCUACUGAACAUUCCGUCCACGCCAGCGGCAUGCUGGCACCCCCCGCCUAUUAGCGUCCGGAAAAGCAUUCGCUUUGAUGCGUUCUAUUUUCAUGACAAUUAGGUAUUGUGACUACCAAAAGUAUUAUUCUUAUAAACAGAGCCAUUCUAGGGUGCUUAAGAUUAGGACGUGUUGAAGGUGCAUUUGGUUAAAUCGAUUAAUGUAAAGGAAACGUAAUUUUUGUGUUAACUGACAAAAUAUUAUGGUGAUUUUCGAUGGUUUCUUUGGGGCAAUAUGAAACAUGAAGGUGCUGGCGACUCGCCCUAUGCGACUUGCCUCCGUCUUCAAUAAUAGUGAAUAUCACAAAAUGACUGUUCCACAAAAUAUAGGUGCCUAAACUUCGCUAAGAUAGUUAAGCUGAGUUUUAGAUCUCUCCUUAUCCGUUUAAACCGUAAUGUAUUAAUUUAAGUUAAGAAAAUUAUGCAGAUAUUAUUUUUCAGGACAUAUCAUUUGAAAUAGAACUAUAAAAUAGUGUUUAUAUACGUGACGUACCUAGUUAAGUGUAUUAUGUUGAAUCUCAAGAAUUUAAGAUAGUGAAUGUGUAGCGAAGGAAAUAAAGAUUAAAACUUUGUAAAACUGGU
Diatraea saccharalis (sugarcane borer) is the source of this 1644-nucleotide messenger RNA. The record is from the annotation of a GenBank genome assembly. Lineage: Eukaryota; Metazoa; Arthropoda; Insecta; Lepidoptera; Crambidae.